Messenger RNA from Sporothrix brasiliensis 5110, 330 nucleotides. RefSeq names its product zinc finger protein. The record is from RefSeq and is a predicted model, not a curated record. The transcript has 2 exons. Bases 1 to 330 code for a protein of 109 amino acids. Gene Ontology annotation, cellular component: mitochondrial intermembrane space. NCBI's taxonomy places the organism in Eukaryota, Fungi, Ascomycota, Sordariomycetes, Ophiostomatales, Ophiostomataceae. Gene Ontology annotation, molecular function: zinc ion binding. Gene Ontology annotation, biological process: protein import into mitochondrial intermembrane space.
AUGCUAACAGGCCGCAAGUGGUUUGACUGCAGCGAGUGCCACCAGGAGACCGAGGACCAUGCUCUGAUGCAGCGGUUCGAGAUGAUCUUUGCCUGCAAGAAAUGCAAGAAGUGCUUCCGCAAGGACGCGCGCGAGUUUGAGGACUCGGACGAGUACUGCCCGCACUGCGACAACCACUUUGUUAUUGACGCCGUGACGCCCAAGCAGGCCAUCACCAUUGAGAGCGAGGACGUUCGCGUGGACAACCGCAUGAUCAAGGACGACCGCAUCAAGGCGCAGGACAUGCGGACGAUCUUCGACCCGGACCUGGACGCAGACCGACUCGGUUAG